Messenger RNA from Leguminivora glycinivorella, 2086 nucleotides. Its product is annotated as organic cation transporter protein-like. The transcript has 5 exons. Gene Ontology annotation, molecular function: transmembrane transporter activity. NCBI's taxonomy places the organism in Eukaryota, Metazoa, Arthropoda, Insecta, Lepidoptera, Tortricidae. Gene Ontology annotation, biological process: transmembrane transport. The record is from RefSeq and is a predicted model, not a curated record. Gene Ontology annotation, cellular component: membrane. The coding region runs from base 270 to 1760 and encodes 496 amino acids.
UAUAUCUCUAAUCACCUCUUGUAAUUUUCUGAUGUCCAAGAAUAGCAAUGUUUGGUACUAUAGUGUUAAAUUUAACGCUCGCGCCCAGAAUCACCAAGAGGUCGUUAUCCAAUUUUUAGUCAAACAUUAUCCAAUAUAGUGUGUUAGAGGGGGCACCCCUGCCACAAGAAAACACCUCCGUUCUUCAAUUACUCCACUACGGAACUCGGUCCCGGACGGUCGGGCGCGGGGACCUUUUAAAAUAAAUGAUUUAAAAAUAUCAGUCCAAGAUGCCAUCUAAAAGUGAGCCUGAGAAGAUAAGUGAAAUGAUGGUGGAGAAUGACGCCGAAAGUCAGAAGACGGGGCAAGACCCGCUAGAACGAGCUAUCGGCGCCAUCGGCAAAUGGCAGAUAUGGGUCUGCUUCGUCGUGUUUCUCGUCAAAUUCCCGGUGGCCUGGCACCAGAUGAGCAUCAUCUUCCUCGCGCCCCCCAUGAACUUCACCUGCGCCGAGGAAUCUACCACUUUCGACAAUGUUUGCCACGCCAACUGCACCAGCUACAAAUACGACCACUCUACCUUCGAAGACACCAUCGUCUCGCAAUGGGAUCUUGUCUGCGGACGACAAUGGCUAAAAGAUCUUACGCAAACCUUUUUCAUGCUCGGCAUCCUUGUUGGCAACAUGGUCUUCGGCCACCUAUCCGAUCGGUUCGGACGAAGAAUGCCGUUCCUAGCAGCAGUGUUCCUGCAGCUGAUAUCAGGCGUAGCGACGGCAUAUUCCGUGAACUGGUACAUGUUCACAGCGCUCCGCUUCAUGCUGGCCGUGGCCACCGGCGGCACCAUGGUCACCAGCUUCGUCCUCACCAUGGAGCUCAUCGGCGCCAGAUACAGAGACACCGUCGGCAUCAUCUACCAGAUACCCUUCAACCUUGGACACCUAUCUCUAGCGGCCUUCGGCUACUACCUCAGAGACUGGGACAAAUUCCAACUGGCUAUCUCGCUGCCGUCGCUCAUAUUCCUGAGCUAUUAUUAUUUGUUGCCUGAAUCGCCUAGGUGGCUUAUCACUGCUGGAAGGACUGAUGAAGCUGUGAAGAUUAUGACUGGCGCUGCUAAAAGAAACGGCCGGCCAACAGAGAACAUCGCCUCGACCACGCAGAAGCUAAGCGUGGACGUGAGCAAGCCGGAGCGCGCGUCGUUCCUGGCGCUGUUCGCGCACCCGCGCCUGCGCGUGCGCACGCUCGCCAUCUGCUUCAACUGGUUCGUGUGCGGGCUCUGCUUCUUCGGCGUGUCCCAGUACAUCGGACAUGUCGGCGGGAAUAUAUUCACUAAUGUCGCUAUAUCUGCUGCUAUACAGGUCCCAGGCACUUUGAUAUCUAUCUACGCGAACAGAGUUCUCGGACGGAAGAUAACGCUUAUCAGUUCCAACUGUAUCACGGGGCUCAGCUGUCUACUCAUAACCGUCGUCCCUCACUCGGGGGCUGGCCAUCUCGCCCUCGGCUGCAUUGGCCUCUGGGGCAUGAGCAUAUCCUUCUCCACAGUAUACUUGUACGCCGGGGAAAUAUUCCCCACAGUCGUCAGAAACUCCGGAGUAGGAUUGUCGUCGACUGUAGCUAGAGUAGGUUCCAUGGUGGCUCCGUUUGUAGCGACGAUGUCUUCAGCCAGCCCCUGGUUGCCGCCUCUAGUGUUCGGCAUCACGCCGCUCAUCGGUGCUGGACUUUGUAUACUUUUACCCGACACUAGGGGACGAAAAUUGCCUGACACUAUAGAAGAAGGUGAAGCGUGAGAUGGAUAACAAUUUAAUAUCGAUGAGUAUUCUCUUCCUUCGUGCCUUUUAUUUAUACAUAUUAUUAUUGUUAGAUAAUCGUUUAGUGACGUACUCGUAAAUAAGAGGCUUAUAUUGAUUUUUGUACGGAAGUAAUACAAGGUUGUAUUGAUGAGGACAUUGUGAGAUGGCAGGCGGGUAAGCUGAUGACAGGUGACUGCAGGUGCAAAUGGAAACAUUUAAGAGUACUGACACUAGUCUGCUACAAGACUAAAGGUCUAUUCUUUCAUAGGCUGUGAUAAUUUGUGAAAUGAUGUGCAUUAUAUUAAAGAUUAAAAGAAAAACUU